AUGUCCUGCCUCCUCCCCCUUGUUAUUGGGUUGCUGGCCCCGCUGCUGGUUGCCGCGGGAGAUCCAGAGGUCACCAUCACUCGGGUGGAGAACCUGCCAAAUCGACUAUUCUACUUUGAAGAUACACCAGUGAUCCUCAUUCACGAUCCCGUCUCCUUAUCGGUCCUUCGAUCGGAGGACGAAGGCAAGACGUGGUCUUCCAUCGACAGCGUCGACACUGCCCUCCGCCUCGUCUCGCACCCCUUCGACAACACCAUGGCCUUCAUCAUCGGGCGCGACACCACCCACUGGGUGACGUACAACCGGGGCCACUCGUGGCAAUCCUUCGACACGCCGCUCGAGGCAUCCCUAUCCGGCGAUAUCCUAUCCUUCCACGCCGACAAGCCCGAGUGGAUCCUCUUCCAAGGCAAGCGAUGCGAAGAUACCGGACGGGGUAAAUGGGGAGGCGGGAAAACAUGCUGGGACGAAACAUCGUAUACGACCGAUGCGUUCCGCUCGGGCGUACAGCCGAUGCUGAAGCAUACGUCCCAGUGCUUAUUCGCGAGAUCAAGCGAGACGUUCAAGGACGCGCCGGAGAAGAUGGUGUUCUGUGUGGGGUUUGACGGGAAUACGACGAGGCAGGACGGGAUGUCGUAUAAGGAGAGCAGACUGUAUAGCUCGAGCGAUUGGUUUGAGACCAAGAAGUAUGUGGAUCUGGGCAUUGGGAAGAAGGCGAGGGGCGUAGUGGGGCUCGGGGUGGUUAGUAAGUUUAUGGUCGCGGCGUUGAAGGCGCCGGAGGGGGAGACGAAGCGGGCAGAUGGGUUCGCGGGCUCGAUGGGAGAUCCAAUGUCGCUAUAUGUGACCACGGAUGGCCUGACAUGGAGACAGUCACGCUUCCCUCACUCUGCGUUACCAGAUCUACGCGAAAACGCCUACACAAUCGUCGAGUCGACCACCCACUCUAUCGCAGUCGACAUCCUCACUUCCCCCUCCGCCAACAUCGGCACCCUCUUCGUCUCUUCCGGCGAAGGAACGUAUUUCGUCGAGGCGCUAGCGGAUACGAAUCGGAACGAGUAUGGGAUUGUGGACUUUGAGCAGCUGGUGGGUCUCGAAGGAGUGGGCAUUGCGAAUGUGGUAGGGAAUAGGGAGGAGGUGGUUGGGUGGGGAGAGGAGAAGAAGUUGAAGAGUUACGUGACGUAUGAUGAUGGUUCGGCGUGGAGACCUUUACCGGCACCGAAGAAGAAACUCAACGGGAAAGACUUUGGGUGCGACGUCAGUAAUCCGCUGGAAUGCUCCCUCCAUGUCCACUCGGUGACCACGCCCCACAACUACGGUCGUGUCUUCUCCUCGACCGCCCCUGGAUUUGUCAUGGCCAUUGGAUCAGUCGGGGACUAUUUGCUAGACUAUGAGGACUGCGAUACCUACCUCUCGACCGACGCUGGGCUCUCGUGGCGGAUGAUCCAAGAAGGAGCGCACAAGUAUGAAUUUGGGGAUCAGGGGAGUAUACUCGUCAUUGCGGAUGAUGAGGAAGCGACGGAUCAUGUGCAUUAUUCAUAUGAUGGUGGAGUGUCUUGGAACGAGCUCAAGUUGGGAUUGACAGUACGGACUGUUUUGUUGACUACAAUCCCGGACUCGACAUCUCAGAAGUUCCUCCUCCUCGGUACUGCCUCCCGGAAGGACUCAUCGGAUGAAGGCCGGCACGCUCUGAUCUUCCUGGACUUUGCGACUCUCCAGACCCGGCAGUGCAAAGAUAAGGACUAUGAGAAGUGGUAUGCCCGGAGUUCGGAAGGACAGCAAUGUCUUAUGGGACACAAGCAAUGGUACAAGCGCAGAAAGCUCGAUGCGGACUGUUAUGUCGGAAACAAGUUUGAAGAUCCGGUAGGGCACGAGGAGCCUUGUCCUUGUACCAACGAGGACUACGAGUGCGACUUCAACUAUGUCCGUCAAGAUGGGGACUGUGUACCUGUCGGUCCGGAACCUGUACCGCCCGGGACGUGCCAGAAUCCCAAAGACCAGUAUCUGGGUUCAUCGGGGUACAGGCUUAUCCCUGGCAACUCGUGUGAUCGGAAUAAGGGGGUCAAGAAGGAUGAGAAGAUCAAGAAGGACUGUUCGUCUGCUAGGCCGGAAGAUGGCCAGGCUUCCCAUGUCAUCCACGAAUUCGAGACGCUCAUCAAUCAACACUCCUACUUCCCCGAAUCACAAACAAUCCUCCUCCACAUGAACGACGGUACGGUCUGGCAAUCCUCAAACGAGGGUUUCUCAUGGAAACAGCUCUACCCCGAAGAGACCUUCCUCGGGGUGGUCAUGCACGCCUUCUCCCCGGAGCGCGCGUAUCUCAUAACCAACGAGCGUCGGAUCUACUAUACGACCGAUACCGGCCGUCAGUGGCUGACGAUGACGCCGCCCAUGGAGCCCAAUACCCUCUCCCUCCCUAUCCUCGACUUCCACCCCACCCAAGCCGACUGGAUCAUCUUCACAGGCUCCGUCGACUGUACGUCCACACUAUCGACGACGUGCCACGCAGCCGCUUUCUACUCCACGGAGCAUGGCCGGCGGUGGAAGAAGAUUGAAGAGUAUGUGCGGACGUGCGCGUGGGCCAGAGACGCGCGCCUCAAGAUUGAUGAGCGCGAGAUUAUAUGCGAGAGUUAUCGCGAUAAGAAGGGGAGCCAGAAGGGUGGGGAUUAUAAUCCCCUGGAGUUGAUUGCGGGCGCGAGCUAUUAUAGUAAGAAGAUAAAGCUCUUUGAUAGUGUCGUUGGGUUUGCGAGUUUCUCAGAGUACUUGCUGGUGGCGCAGCUCAACGAGAUGGCGGGGACUUUGACCCUUCAGGUCUCGCUGGACGGGUACAGGUUCGCAGAAGGGCAAUUCCCGCCCAGCAUGCGUAUCGAGAAUAGGGCAUACACCAUCCUCGAGAGCAGCACAGACUCGGUCUUCCUCCAUGUCACCAUGAACACCGCUGCUGGUAAAGAAUGGGGAAGCAUCUUCAAGUCUAACUCCAAUGGGACAUACUACGGUCUGGCCGUCGAGCAUGUGAACCGCAAUACCGCCGGCUACGUCGACUUUGAGAAGAUGAUCGGAAUAGACGGCAUCGCCGUCAUCAAUAUCGUCUCGAACCCCUCCGACGCCGAAAUCUCGGGCAAGAAGAAGCUUCAGACCCGGAUCUCACAUAACGAUGGAGCUACUUGGAAGCCGCUCACGCCUCCGGAUCGCGAUUCACUCGACGAGGAGUACGACUGCCGGUCUACAUCGUGCUCUUUGCAAUUGCAUGGAUAUACGGAGAGGAGGGAUCCGAAGGCUACCUACAGUUCGCCCUCGGCUGUUGGGCUCAUGCUGGCUGUUGGGAACGUAGGCGAGCAGCUGGCCUCCUAUACCGACUCGGAUAUCUUCCUUACACGAGACGGCGGCUUCACAUGGGAAGAGAUCCACAAGGACGCCCACAUGUGGGAAUUCGGCGACUCCGGCUCCGUCAUUGUCAUCGUCAACGACGAAGAAGCGACCGAUCAUGUCCUCUUCUCGACGGACGAAGGGUGGACAUGGACCGAGCACAACUUCGGCGAGAUGUUGCGGGUGCAGAGUAUUCAGACCGUCCCGCAGGACACGUCCAGGCGGUUCAUGCUUAUCGGCGUCAGGCCUGGGGAGAGGGGGCAGAGUGUUUUGGUUCAUCUAGACUUUUCGGCUAUUACGCAGCAGAAGUGCGAGGGGGGGCCAGCUGAUGGUUCAGGUGUCUUCGAUUCGAAUAAUCCCAACGUUGACGACUUUGAGCUGUGGUCGCCUUCGGCUACGCGUGAAGAGGAGUGCUUGUUUGGCCGCAAGACGCUGUAUCACCGUCGACUGAGGGACCGGAAUUGUUACAUCGGGGACACGAUCGUCCAGCCUCACUCUAUCCAGAAGAACUGUACAUGCACAGUGAACGACUUUGAGUGCGAGUUCAACUACUACCGCGACAAAUCCGGCAAAUGCGUCCUCGUCGACGGAGCCGCCGCGCUCUCGUCCAGCACCCAAGAGGAACAAUGCGACGGCUACACCGAGUUCUGGUACGAGCGCACGCCGUACCGCAAGAUCCCGUACUCGUCUUGCCAAGGCGGCGAGCGACCUGAUCGGGGCAAAGAACAUGCGUGCCCCGGUCUGAUUGGCGGAGGAGGAAUGGGCGCGUUCUUCUGGGCUAUGGUGGGAAUACUGCCGUUUGGAAUAGCGGGGCUCGCGGGGUACUGGUGGUACAACAAGGGCGGGGCUGGAGGGUCUAUACGGCUGGAUGAACAUCGCGCAUUUGGGGGAGAUGGGAUGCUCUCGACCGUGGCGAGCAUACCGUUCGCGCUGGUAGGUGCGGGCGUGGCGGCCUGGGGAUGGGUCACGAGGCAGGUACCGUACCUCGAUGGCUUGUUCGGGGGGAGGAGUGGACCAUAUAGACAAGUACCGAUCGAUGAUGAUGGUGAGUUUUGGUUUCCUCGCCAGAAUGUGAUGUAG
Dioszegia hungarica is the source of this 4440-nucleotide messenger RNA. RefSeq lists its product as uncharacterized. Gene Ontology annotation, cellular component: membrane; Golgi apparatus. Gene Ontology annotation, biological process: Golgi to endosome transport; protein targeting to vacuole; Golgi to vacuole transport. The record is from RefSeq and is a predicted model, not a curated record. Gene Ontology annotation, molecular function: protein binding. Lineage: Eukaryota; Fungi; Basidiomycota; Tremellomycetes; Tremellales; Bulleribasidiaceae. The transcript is spliced from 22 exons. Bases 1 to 4440 code for a protein of 1479 amino acids.